Molecule: messenger RNA, 1816 nt
Organism: Cyprinus carpio (common carp)
Lineage: Eukaryota; Metazoa; Chordata; Actinopteri; Cypriniformes; Cyprinidae
Product: phosphatidylinositol transfer protein alpha isoform-like
Biological process (GO): phospholipid transport
Cellular component (GO): cytoplasm
Molecular function (GO): phosphatidylinositol transfer activity; phosphatidylinositol binding; phosphatidylcholine intramembrane carrier activity
Source: RefSeq, a predicted model, not a curated record
GCUCCUGUCGACAUCUUUCAGGAAAUGAAUUUAAAGAAAUUAGAAAUCCAGGAACUUGAACUGAAACGAGUCACGGCGGGUUGGACCGAAGAGCCGAAGAAUAAACUCUCUUUAAGUUAGUUUGAAUGUUGGGCACGCGGAGCAGAAGGAGAUAACAUGUUGAUAAAGGAAUUUCGAAUUGUCCUGCCCAUUUCUGUUGAAGAGUACCAGGUGGGUCAGCUGUACUCGGUAGCAGAGGCCAGUAAGAAUGAGACGGGUGGUGGAGAAGGGGUGGAGGUCCUGCAAAACGAGCCCUAUGAGAAAGAGAAUGGAGAGAAAGGACAGUACACACACAAGAUCUACCACUUGCAGAGUAAAGUGCCAACUUUUGUACGGUUACUGGCCCCUUCGUCUGCCCUGAGCAUCCAUGAGAAGGCCUGGAAUGCUUAUCCUUACUGUCGCACAGUUCUUACGAAUGAGUACAUGAAGGACAAUUUUCUAAUUAUGAUUGAGACAUGGCACAAGCCUGACCUCGGUGAACAGGACAAUGUCCAUAAGCUUGACCCUGAACAGUGGAAGAAGGUUGAGGUGGUACACAUUGACAUUGCUGACAGGUCUCAGGUGGACACUAAGGACUACAAACCAGACGAGGAUCCAGCCACAUUUAAAUCACAGAAGACUGGUAGAGGGCCAUUAGGACCUGACUGGAAGAAAGAACUUCCUCAGAAGACGGACUGCCCUCAUAUGUGUGCCUAUAAACUAGUCACUGUCAAGUUCAAGUGGUUUGGCCUGCAGAAUAAAGUGGAGAAUUUCAUUCACAAGCAAGAGAAGCGUCUGUUCACCAGCUUCCACAGGCAGCUCUUCUGCUGGUUAGACCGAUGGAUCCAUCUGACCAUGGAGGACAUCCGCCGCAUGGAGGAGGAGACACAGAAAGAACUCGAUAAUAUGCGAGAGAAGGAUCCAGUGAAAGGGAUGUCUGCCGCAGAUGAAUGAGAUGCUGCAGCUGAUACUAUGUUUUCAGAGCUGUUCCGUUGUGUUCUAGUAUUGGAAGAUGUCUCUGCAGUAUGACGGGCUGCUCUCGCUCUCUUCACUCCAGUAGUUUUUCUCCUUUCUUCACAUCUGCGCCCAGGACAUCCCAUCCAGAGGUGUUUCUUACACUAAUAAAUAGCAACUUUUUCUUUCUGCCCUAUGUCUAACUUUUAUUUUGAAAGUGUUUCAUAAAUAUGUUUACCAAUGUUUUUUUUUUUUUUUUUUACAAAUUUGACCGACAUCAGCACUUGUUCAAAUAACCCCUCACUACCUGUAUCACCAGCAUGUUAACGUGUUUACGUGUUUCUCUAACAGACGUUUCCACCCUUGAUGUAUUUGCUGCAGGUGUUAUUUUCUGUCUGUACAAGAUGAAGCUGCCUCAUGACAAAUCACCAUGAGUUUAUGCUAUUAGCGGGUUGCAGCUGACACAUUGUUACUCAUAAGCCACUUUUCUCAGGACUUUUUUGUAGAUCUGAAAGGACUAAAUUGUACUCAUGUGGUAAUGCCAGUUUUACAGUCAUGACGUAACAAACUUAGUUCAGUUGAAUUUCCACACAGGAUCUAGGGUGUUAAAUAUCAUGUCAUGUUAGAUUAUAGAUGUAUUAGCACAUGUUUUGGGCUAUGCAUUGUGCCUCUGUCAUACGAGGUUUAAUUAUGAACUGUAUUCAGACAUUUAAAUGGUAUUCUGCUGUUCUGUUUUACUUUCUCCUUAAGUCUCUGUGUGUUUAUUGGGCUCGGAUAUAGUGUAUUUCUCGUUUCAUAAUUAUGCCUAAUGACCUGAUAAUGACAUUAAAAAGAAUUUAUAUUA